CAGUGCUCCGCGCCGAGUCAAGAUGGAGGAGCGCAGCGGCCGCGGGAGAACAAUGUUUAGACGCUGAAGACAGAAACAAACGACGGAGCUGGGAGGUGAAACAGGCACGGCCAGAGCGAGCGGUGGUCAUGAACUGGAUGAGAGCGGUGGCCCUCUUUUGAAGACCCCAUUGUUUCAGCAUCACUCCGCUCUAUCCAAGCGCCUCCACCAUGAGCCUCAUCCAGGACAAGCUGGGAAGCGAGUUCCUGCGGCCGGGCGGGGGCAUGGAGGCCGGCUUCGGUUCGAGCAUGCUGAUGUUCAGCCACCUGCCACCUGUCACCAGCUUCACCCGCCUCACCGGACAGAGCGUCAUGGCCGAGCUGCAGCCACACCCACAUGAGCUCGUCCUGAAAAAGGAGCGCCACUCGCCCGACUGCAACGCCUCAGGAGGAGGACUGGUGUCCGGGGUAGGGAUGAUGCCAGGAAUGGGCGACCACAUGCCUGCUAUGGGGAUUAAGCAAGAGAAGGUGUCGGAGCUGGACUACAGGCAAGCUAUGUAUCCGAGCGACGGGGGUCGUGGUGGCACCGAGAUGCUCGAGAUGACCCUCAGUAACCAUCAGAACCUGCCUGUACACGACCUCAGCAUGGGGAACCUGUCAGGGAGGCUGGGAAAGGACUCCUCCGGGAGGAAAGGUCGAAGGUCAAAUGGUGACGGACAGGAAGGCAAGACGCGGCGGAAACGAGGAGAAUCGAAGUCUACGAUGCUAGAUCCUGAUGGAGGGAUGGUGUCUCCCAGCUCCAAACCACACAUCUGCGAGCACUGCAGCGCAGCCUUUCGCAGCUCCUACCAUCUCCGCAGACAUGUUCUCAUACACACGGGUGAAAGGCCAUUCCGGUGUAAUCAGUGUAACAUGAGCUUCAUUCAGAAAUACCUCCUGCAGAGACACGAGAAAAUACACAGCGGAGAGAAGCCUUUUAGCUGUGACCAGUGCAACAUGCGCUUCAUUCAGAAAUACCACAUGGAGAGACAUAAACGAACACACAGUGGAGAAAAGCCAUACAAGUGUGACACCUGCCAACAGUAUUUUUCAAGGACUGACCGGUUGUUGAAGCACAAGCGGACAUGUGGAGACGGCAUUAAGAAGGAUUUGGAUGGGGUAGAGAUUGAGCUGGGCAGGGAGGCCCACGGCGGGCAUGGCAGCUACGCAAUCACUCAGGGAAACGUGACCACACCAGGCCGCAAACGAGGCAAGUCCAAAACUGGUGGCGAGGGUGGCAAACGCAAGAGGACGUCAGCGCCCACACAUAGUCAAGGGACAGAACAGUAUGGCCUGCACGAUUUUAACACUGUGGACAACCAUGGACUCUCACUAUCAUCAUCAGCAGCAGCAUCCCAUCCAGGGCCCAGCAUGCACGCAGAACCUGUUCCAGCACCUAAAAUGGCAUUUAAAAAGGGCCACAGGAGAGGCCUUGAGAAAAAUGCCCAAUCCAAGCCUGGCAGCAUGGGGCUGACUGGCGAUGCUGGCAUGGAUGACAUGGGCCUUCUCCAGAGCCACAAAGCAUGCCAAAGUAGCAGCAACAACAGCGCCAACUAUGACGAUGCCAUGCAGUUCCUGAAGAAGCGCCGCUAUCUGCAUGCAGCCAUCAACGGCGGGGUAGGGGGUGGAGCUUCUAGCUAUGACGUAGGUGUCGGUCACUUGCAGCCCCAGCCAGUGGUUGUUCAGGGCAUCGUGUCUGGAGUAAUGGAUGGAGACCCCUCGUUGGGACUCCUUGACUCGUCGCCUCUGGCUGACAUCAAACCGGAUAAGUCGGGAAUCCCAGAUGAAGUGCUACAAAGCCUGCUGGAGCACUAUGGCCACAAGCCCGAUGUGACCUUUGACUUAUCCGACCCACAUCCUGUGGAACUGGAGCAAGGCACGAUCGAGGGUGUUGACCCAAUGGGGGCCGAGAGCAACCCAGGGGGUGGGGACAAGACGUCCUUAAUGCACGAGUACUCUCGCUUCCUCCUGCAGGCUCUCGAGAGGACGAGUCACAGUGGUAGCUUUGUACUCGGGCCAACACCUUCCUCCUCUUCCUCAUCCAGUGCUGUUGCUUCUUUCCCCACGUACACUACCUCCCCUCUGGAGUUCUCCUUCGGCCUCCCAGCCUCCUCCUCCUCCUCCUCCUCCUCUCCAACACUCAAUUCCUCUGUGCCAAAGCCACACUUUGGCUUGUUGGGGAGCUCGUCGCCUUCGCAGGGCUUCCAUCUGAGUGGCCUGGAGCCCACGGCACACUCCCAGCAUUCCCAGCAGCCUCAACCUCAGCAGCAGCUCACCCCAUCCCAGGAGCUGACAGAACAGCUGGAGAAACAACACACCAACUCUCCUCCUGCCCCUCCACACACCCCCAACUCAAGCGCCUACCAGCUCCCGGCUCCAACCACUGACCUCACCGGCCAGAAAGAUGGUCAAGGCCCCAAAAAUGGCGCCACUGGCUUCUCGAUGGUCCCGGCCAAAGGCUUGUAUCAGAUUGAGAACUUUGCUCAGGCGUUUGGGCAGUUUAAAAGUGGGCGUAGACCUUUGGUGUUUGGUACAGACUCGGGCGCAGAUGUGGAGCAAUUCUCAGGGUACAGCAGCCUUCUGGCCAGCGUGAGCGACACCAAAAGCCCACAAAGCCAAAGCUACAACUGAUCUGGCUGUAGAGCUUCUGCUUAUUCAUUUGGUCUUUUGUAUCGUUGUUGUUAUUAUUGUUAUUAUUAUUGUUAUUAUUAUUAUUAUUAUUAAUUAUUAAUUAUUAUUUCUAUUUUAUUAUUAUUUUUGUAAUGCUUUGUUUUGUGUGUUUUCUGUAAUUAUCUUGUUGCCAUUUAUGAAAAUAUGAAAUUUCAUCCCAGCUGGCAUGCAAAGCCAAAAUGAAAUGCAAAAUUUUUAAAGUAUUUUUGUUUCAUUUCCUUUUUGGAAGGAAAGACGUAGUUAUUAUUUUUCCUCUUUUUCGUAGUGUCCUAGAGACUGCUCUGUUCAUCGAUAGAACAUCAUGAAAAAUAGAGUAGCGGUGAACUUUCUGAAGUUUUAUUAUUUUCUUUGUUUUUGUUUCCCCUCUCUCUACCCAACGAUGCUCAUGUUUUAACAAUGUAAGAUAACUUUGAGGUAGAAAUGGCAGGGAGUAGCCUGGGGAAAAAAAGAGAAGAGGGGUGGGAAAACCCCCCCAAAACAUUGUCUGUUACAAGAUUUUAAGUAUUACUCAGGUAAAAUGUGUAAAGGUGUACAGGAGAAUUUUAUCAGAGGGGCAGCAAUAAUGCAUUGAAGAGGUGGACACUUUGCAAAUACAGAGAAGCUUUCUUUAACUUUUUUUUUUUUUUUGGCGCUUUUUUUUUUUUUUUUUUUUUUUUUUUUUUUUUUUUUUUUUUUUUGGAGUGCGAUUCAAAAAGAGACUAAACUGCUGCCCGCUCUGUUUCACUGACAACACUUUCCACUUGGCUGUAUAGAGAUUAUGGUACUUUUAUGUCAAUGUGAAAUGCUCACAUUCUCUUUCAAUAAGGGCCAUAUAUAUUUAUAAGAAUAUCUAUAUAUACAAUACCGUAUAUAACCUUUCUGGGAAAUGGCGGGUGACAUCGGGGUAAGCAGUAGGGUGGAAAAGGGGAUGUGUCCGAGCAUGCUCUUUCCUCUUUUUCCUACGCCAAAUCCCCCACCCCAGUUUUUCCUCUCUCUCUUUUUUUUUUUUUCUUUUUUUUUUUUUCUUCUUUUUAUUUAUUUUUUUCCACCCUUGGAGAGCAGAGCCAAGGGUUGUUCGGAAGAGGGCGCCAUGUGUACAUGCGCGAGUGCCUCUUAGCACACACCAGCUCAUAGGACUAUGCUGUGCCUCUUUCACCUGUCUUUUCCCCCUCUUCUUCAUCUCGAAAAAGAGACCAGUCGAGCACUUUUGAACCUGUUCCUUUUUCAUACAGGAUGAAACGACCCAGUCUGAUCAAGCAGGAUGUCCAUUCUGUUACAGUGGACAUGCUAUUAAUUUAAAAAAUAUAUAAUUUUUUUAAAAAAAAUCUAGUCAUUGUUUGAAAGACAGGCAAGGGAAAAAAGAUCAGGAAGUGGUGUUCUUUUUUUUUUUUUUUCUUUCUUUUAAGUCACUUGGGGUGGGUGGGGUAGUUUAGUUGGGGCUUGCGGGUGGGGAGGGGUAUAUGGAUAUGACGAGGUCUUACGUUUCUAGCAUGGUUUAGCGGGUAAAAUGGAGGGUGGGGUUAUUUUGUGUGUGUAUGUUUGGAAGGUUUUUUUGGUUUUUUUUUGGACUUCUGGAUGUAUGUAGGACAGGCCUACAGAGUAAAGUCGGAGGGAAUUUAAAAUUUCUUUGGUAGUAUUGAAUCUGUGGAAACUGUCGAGUCUAAACGGCCCCUCUUAAAGAUGCUGUGAUUUUAUUUUUUUUCACUGGGCAGGCGAUCCAAAAAAAAAAAAAAAACAGUGCAAAAUGUAAGCGUUUCACAGUGCUGAAACUGUGUGAGCAUGCAGGGUGAAGUGUUAUCUUCAACUACAUUUCUACUUUUUGUUUUGUACUGAAUAAUUUAAGUUUCUUUUUUUUCUUUUAAGUCAUCGUCUUCCACCACCGCAAAUGGCUGCUCUGUCUGUUCUUCAAUCUGUUCCUUUUUGCCCCCCCCCCCCGUCCUUCUUUCAGUAUAGCUCUUUCAUACUCACCUACUGACUUCUUCAGUCCGAACCUUCUGGAGGCAGAUAUCACGGGGAACAAAAAGUGACCACUAGAACCAAGUACUGUGUUUGUAGCAACCUAGUGUACUCGUAUGGCUGUUAUCAGUAAUGAUCCUCAGAGCUGAUCACUUUAUACCUCAUAUCACUGAUGACACAAGCAGGGAUACAGGACAGAAUGAGGCGUGCAUGUAGCAGGGACGAUUUGGCUUUACUAGAGAAAAUCCUUGUUUUUUUUUUUUUUUUUUUUUUUUCUCCUCCUUCCUUCCCUUCUAUAUUAGGGUUUACUCAGUCUGUCUAGAGAUGGCCUUCUAGAGAGCAUGACCUCUCGAGUCUUGAAGUGGAUUUGGACUUCUAGGGGGAAAAAAAAAAAAUCCAUCCUGAACAACUUGCAUAUCAAUAGUCUCGUUUGUUUGUUUAAACUUUGUAACGGUUUCUUACAUUACCCACAAUGCUGAUCGACUACGUGCUGAUAGUGGUGCAGUGGGAUUUAGCUCUCGCUUUAUCUCUACUUAGAGAGUGAUGCAGCAGAGCUCCAGUCCACUCUGCCUACAACGUCAGCAAUGCCGUAGCGCUGGUCAACUUGUUGGUCACUCACUAACUGUAUCUCCAUCGUCACAUAUCGCUGCAUUGCAUUCUUGGGCCAGCAUUUGCUUCUGCGCUGGAUUUCUUCAUUAAUAUGACACUGAACGUUGCUGGAAAAUGGUGAAUGAGAAAAGAAGCUGUUGCUCUUUUUUAAAAAAAAAAAAUUUUUACGAGCGAACAUCAAAUCCUGACCGUUAUCCAUUGUUUGCGAUCUGUGAAUUUUUUAUUUAUUUUUUUCCUGCUCAUAUUUAAACCCUGUUGUAACUGCGCUAGAGACGCCUACCUGUGACGACAGCGCUCCACGCAACUGCUAACUUCUCACAGGAAUACCGAAAAUACAGCACCAGCCAACAGAUUAACACCAGAAGCAUUAAAGUAAUGCUAAACAUUAAAUAAACAUAUUUAAUGUGUUUCAUGGUGGAGUUUUCCUUGAACUAUGGCACUGAAAGUAGAGCAGCUUUGCAAAACUCUGCUCUUUUAACAAUAGUGGAGAUUUGGUCCACUUAUUUUAUUUAUUUUUAUUUUUAUUUUUUUUUUUACACUAAUCUUAAAAUUUGUAUUUUGUGGAUUUCCAAAAAUUUUCCCCAGUUUUAUGUUUCUCAGGUGGAAAUGUGGUGCAUCAAUAAAGAGAGGAAAUGACGUGUAAAUGAUGCAUCAAGUGAAAAUCUGUUCACCUUUAAGUAUAUGAUGGUAAACCAAACCUGCAGUCUUUUUGGUGAAGUUUUCUUAAACUGUUUCUGAAAAUUUGAGUACAAACUUGCCUUAUAACAGGUCAUUUGUAAUGAUUUUAAAGGCAUGUACACGCACUGAUAGUUGAGAGUCUCUCUCGUAGCAGUGAAUUUUACUGACUGGACUUGUACUUUAAUCUUCACCACAUUUUGCCAGUUAUCUUUUGGAAAUCUAUCAGUUCUGGUGUUGAAAUUCAAAAGUCCACUCACCUAUGUCGUGGAUGACCUGAAAACAUUCACAGGUACUUCAGUUUGUCCACAUUUUAGCCAAAAGCCUUUAUUAUAAAUACAGGGAAAGUGUUGGCCUCUCAUUCAGACUGAUAAACACCCGUAGUGUUCAAUUUUUAUGCUAAAACGAAUCGCACGUUCUCCUCAAUGUGACUUCUAUCUCAUCACCAAACCAAAAUUAUGUAUUCUUAUUGUUUACAUACAACGUACAAGAACACUAAGAUGUUUCUCUCUGUUGUCAUGUGGUUUCUUUUAUUUUUUUAUUUUUUUUAUUAUUUUUUUUUUCUUAUUCCCCCUUUCUGCCCAUUUUGUCACCACACAAAUUUGUAGCUAACCUUCCUUCUGUCUUAUUUUCUUACAGAUUCUUGUGAUCUGACUCACAGGGCUAUACCUGUCCCUUUGAAUUUAUUAUCGAUUAGGGGUUACAAAAUAAAAUGCUGUUAUCAGUC
This is a messenger RNA of Ictalurus punctatus (channel catfish), 6633 nucleotides long. RefSeq names its product zinc finger protein 281a (gene znf281a). Lineage: Eukaryota; Metazoa; Chordata; Actinopteri; Siluriformes; Ictaluridae. The transcript has 7 exons. Gene Ontology annotation, biological process: regulation of transcription by RNA polymerase II. Gene Ontology annotation, molecular function: DNA-binding transcription factor activity, RNA polymerase II-specific; RNA polymerase II cis-regulatory region sequence-specific DNA binding. Gene Ontology annotation, cellular component: nucleus. The record is from RefSeq and is a predicted model, not a curated record. The coding region runs from base 210 to 2648 and encodes 812 amino acids.